AUGACAACACCCAACACAAGCCAGACGGCCAUGUCAGAAUUGGCAGAACUCAAACAGCAAAGGGCCUCAACCAAAGCGAGUAUCAGUAGGAUUAGAGGGUUGAUCGAAACCCACAUAAAGGGGACUGGAAAAUUAUUGUCACAGCCGGAAUUAAAAUGUAGGCAAGAUAUCCUAGAUUCUUACUUUAAACAGGUCUUAUCAUUUCAGACAUCAAUUGAGAAACUAGAUGCUACCGAUACGUGCAGAGCUGACUUAGAGGAGCUUUAUAUUUCAACAAAAAUUUCCAUAUCUUCGCAGCUGAAUGAUGAAGCUAAUAAUUCUACAAUGAUGGACAACACAGCAUUGAUACCUACUGUGAGUAAGAAGUUGCCACAUUUGAAAUUACCCACGUUCAGUGGUAAGUACUCCGAAUACAAGAACUUCAUCAAUUCUUUCGUCCAAAUUAUUGAUCGAGAAGCGUGUCUAACCAACAUCGAAAAAUUUAACCAUUUACGAAAUUGUCUAACGGGCCAAGCAUUAGAAACAGUGCAGGCAUUCCCCAUUUGUAAUGAAAAUUAUCCGAAGGCUUUAGAGCGACUUAAAACACGGUAUGACAACAGUACGCUGAUUUUCUUAGAAAACAUUACAGCUUUAUUUGAUUUGCCAGUGGUUUCGGAUCAGUCUAGCCACCAACUUCGCAGCCUAAUCGAUAAUGUGUCUGCACUGUACGGUUCACUCUGCACGUUAGGCUCUGAAAAACAAAUAUGUGAGGCAAUACUCAUUUCAUUGGUAAUGCAGAGGGUGGAUGAAACUACACGUAGGAAAUGGAAGGAGGCGCUAUCUCUCACCACUCUACCUAGUUGGAACGACUGUUCAGCACUGCUUGACAGACAUUGUCAGUUUCUAGAAUCUCUCGAUCACAAGCCAUACAACCAUCUAUCGGUACCUCGUAAAGCCAACAAUAUUAAGGCCAAACCCAUCAAUCGUCCUAACCAGUAUUCGUUCGCUACAGCUACUUCCACCCAGUCCUGCUUACUUUGUUCAAGUCAUGAACAUUUAGUGCAGAAAUGCCCUCGUUUUAAAACUAUGGUAGUUAACCAAAGAUUUGAGAAGGCGAAAUGUUUGAAACUCUGCAUUAACUGUCUAUCGCCCCGGCAUCGAGUGGCCAAUUGCACAUCAUCAUUCAAAUGCCGAAUAUGCGCAAAGUCACAUCACACACUCUUGCACCAAUCCAAUAGCAAUGACCAGGUUUCGGAUUCACUAAAUACCACAAGGCAAACUCUGUUGCCCAAUAACAAUGUUAUCAGUCACUCUCAUCUUGAUAUGUCUUCAAAUGAACAAAUAAUUUUAGCUACGGCGCUGGUUUUGGUGAAAGAUUCAGUUGGAGGUUAUCAAGUGGGGAGAGCGUUACUCGAUUCGUGCUCGCAGGUUAAUUUUAUAACAGAGGAAUUCUCAAAAAAUCUUAAUUUGGUCAAAUACAAGCGACCGGUACAUGUGGCAAGUAUAGGCAGCACAUUUGCUAAUAUAAAGCAUCAAACAUCCACUAUCGUAAAGUCACGUCAUUCAAAUCUUGAGCUGGAUCUCAACUUCUGCGUUACUCCUCAUAUUGCUUACCAGCCAAGCUCAGAAAUUGAUGUAUCAUCAUGGAACCUCCCGCCGAAUACUUCACUCGCAGAUGAACUAUUUUUUAAAUCCAAACGUAUCGAUCUCUUACUAGGCACAGAAAGCUUCUUUGACAUUUUAUCCAUCAGUCAAAUUAAAUUGGGUGCGAAUCUUCCAGUCCUGCAAAAAACAUUGUUUGGAUGGGUGGUAUCCGGUAGAUGUCAAGGUGUUCUCGAUAAUCCCACAGUUGCAAACUGCCUAAUGUCACUAGAUGAUACCGUAUCUAAACAACUAGAAAUGAUGUGGAAGAUAGAGGAAGUACAAUCAGCUGAAAAAUCGUGGUCACCAGAGCAAUCGAAGUGCGAGACCUCCUAUCAAGAAACAGUUCGACAAGCUAUGGACGGAAGAAUUGUAGUUCGAUUACCAUUUAAGGAACCACCAACCACCCUCGGUCUGACACACAGCAUUGCCUUGCGUCGACUUCUAGGUAUAGAACGACGCUUAUCAUCCAAUUCUGCAUUAAAACGCGAUUACUGGGAGUUCAUGAAACAAUAUCUGGAGUUAGGGCAUAUGACGCGCGUCGAAGAUCCCAAAUUGAACGAACCGCAUUACUAUAUCCCUCACCAUUGUGUUCUGAAGCCUUCCAGCACGUCAACAAAGUUGAGAGUAGUUUUUGACGCAUCAUGUCCAACCUCAUCUAGUCGUGCGCUAAAUGACAUUUUGCUGGUAGGCCCUACCAUUCAGCCGGAACUAUAUCUGCUCCUUCUUCAGUUUCGUUUCUACCGUUAUGCUCUGACAGCCGAUAUCGUAAAGAUGUUCCGACAAAUUUUGGUGGAUAAAGGAGAUCGAAGGUUUCAAUAUAUCCUCUGGAGAGACACAGAUGCGGAGCCUGUUAGUACUUACGAACUCAAUACUGUCACUUAUGGCACAGCAUCGGCGCCGUUUUUAUCAACUAGAAGUUUACAAUAUUUGGCCGAUAAAUAUAAAGACAAAUACCCAUUAGGCUCUCCACUUCUUAAAUCGUCAUUUUUUGUGGAUGAUUUUAUUGGCGGAGCCGACUCCAGUGAAGAACUUGUCGAAAUUAAACAUCAACUGACUGCAAUUCUGAAGGAAGGUUGUUUUGAAUUGGAUAAAUGGCAUUCUAAUCAUGUGGAUUUUGUAAGCGACACUACAACGAAGAGUUGGGAUCUGGGUUCGGAUACGAUCACUAGCGCAUUGGGCAUCAAAUGGCAUCAACUUCAUGAUGUGUUUCUAUUCUCGUUCAACGUCCCGAUUAGUCGUACGGUAACAAAACGUUCUAUUCUAUCACUGGCCUCAUCACUGUUCGAUCCUCUUGGGUUACUCGCUCCACUUGUACUUGUUUCAAAAAUUAUUAUGCAAGAACUCUGGCUGCUUCGUUUGAAUUGGGAUGAGUCAGUACCUCAAGCUCUUCACUCUGCAUGGGAAACGUUCGUUCAAGACCUCCAUACACUUUCGUCUAUGAAGAUACCGCGAUUUUGCCUAACAAUAGGCCCUCAACAAGUAGACAUCCACGGAUUUUGUGAUGCCUCAAUAAGAGCAUAUGGAUGUUGCAUUUAUCUUCGUUCUCAGGAUAAGUCAGGUAACGUGACAGUCAAACUAUUUACUGCAAAAUCCCGCGUAGCUCCGAUAAAGAGGAAAUCGUUGCCUAAGUUAGAGUUAUGUGGUGCGUUACUUCUUGCCAGGUUAUUACAAAAAAUUCAGCCGACACUCGCUCACCUCGAAGGAGAAACAUUUUUUUGGACGGAUUCCCAAAUAGUUCUGCAUUGGUUGAAACAACAUUCCUCGACUCUAUCUGCCUUUGUAGGCAACCGUGUGGCUGAAAUCCAAGAUAUAACUCGCGCUGGUCAGUGGCAGCACAUAUCUACAAAAAUUAAUCCAGCUGAUAUUGUUUCUCGUGGUUGUACCAAUCGCCAACUAACGGAGUCUACGUGGUUCACUGGACCAGAAUUUUUAUUACGUGAAAGAAAACAUUGGCCUCAACCAGAACAUAGCAAUUUAGAUAUGGAAGUAGUCAAUAAGGAAAGAAGGAAACUUGCGUUUACUCAGGUAACUAAAGAAAAUUAUUUGCUGACAGUUAUAUCAAGGUAUGGCUCCUAUGCUAAAAUACUACGAAUAGUAGCGCAACUACAUCGAUUCCAUCAGUUAACCAAGUAUAAAGAGAAAGCUGACGUAGAGGUCAUUCAACCUAUGCAAUUACAAAAAGCACUGCAUUGCAUUGUUUGGAUUAUCCAAAAUCAUUUUUUUUCUCAGGAUAUACAAGGCCUACAGCGAGGUAAUCCAGUGGAAGGGUCACUCAAGCACCUAAACCCAUUCUUGGAGGAAGCGUCAGGUUAUCAACUCUUAAAGCUGAUUGUUUGCUUAAUAACUGGAGCGUAG
Molecule: messenger RNA, 3978 nt
Organism: Teleopsis dalmanni
Lineage: Eukaryota; Metazoa; Arthropoda; Insecta; Diptera; Diopsidae
Exons: 2
Coding region: 1-3978 (1325 amino acids)
Source: RefSeq, a predicted model, not a curated record